CGACUCUGAUUUUGCAGCCUCCCCUACCUGGGUUCUAGGUACUCUGGGCAUUUUGCAAGGUAGGAAACCUCAAGGAAUUCUUCAAGUAAGUACAUGCUGCUCCUGUAUGGAGCAUGCAAUUCUUUCUUUCCCUUUGUUUCUCUUUUUCAGUACGAUGUCAGGGAAGUGAGAGGGUCCAAAUCACGACCUCUUUUCGCUGUCAGCCUUGCCGGCGCAGGCGCAGAGUCGCAGUCCCAGCACUCCACGAAAGGGAUGCAAACAGGUCCAGUCAAAUAUUCCAGCCAAUAUCAUUGAUACGCUUCUUACCGUGCGGCGUACGAGCAGCCAGACAGACGCCUUUCCUUUUGAACCCUUGGAAGUCGGAUGGCUUUUCAAUAUUCCCAACCGCGCGGCUACGGCCCCGGCGCCGACCUCUCUUUCUCCCGACGAUGGAUCAACGGUACAGGAAAUUAUCGAUAGUCCCACGGAUCCUCGUCAGAAAAAGAGGGUCGUAAGUAAAUACGAAGGACUCCAGUCUCAACGGCGCAAUGCUCCAUCAUACUCUGUACGGAGUAUUUGAGUCUUGAGGACCCCGGCCUCUCCUUGAGA
Messenger RNA from Amorphotheca resinae ATCC 22711, 588 nucleotides. RefSeq lists its product as hypothetical. The coding region runs from base 114 to 494 and encodes 126 amino acids. Lineage: Eukaryota; Fungi; Ascomycota; Leotiomycetes; Helotiales; Amorphothecaceae. The transcript has a single exon. The record is from RefSeq and is a predicted model, not a curated record.